Messenger RNA from Rotaria sp. Silwood2, 1080 nucleotides. The record is from the annotation of a GenBank genome assembly. Lineage: Eukaryota; Metazoa; Rotifera; Eurotatoria; Philodinida; Philodinidae.
AUGAAUUCAAUUCUUUCAAAUAUUUUUACUAUUAAGGACCGAUUGAAGUGUCGUCGUGAUGGUGCUUGUGAAAUAACAUUAGAAACGCGACGUCGUUGUAAAUCAUGUCGAUUAAAAAAAUGUUUUGCCGUUGGCAUGCGUAAAGAAUGGAUAUUAACUGAAGAAGAAAAACUUAAUAAAAAACAUCGUAUUGAAGAAAAUAGACGACUUCGUUUAACUCAUACGAAUGAAUCAUUAUUAUCAAAAGAUAAUUUUAAAGAAGCAAUAAAUUUAAGUGAAAAACAUGAUUUAGAUUUACAAAAUAUUGUACUUAACAAAAGUAAUAUAUAUUCAUCAAGGUCAACAUUGUUUAGACGAAAUAUAGAUUUUAUUGAAAAUGUUGUUACAGCUUUUAAUGAUGGUUUUAAAUUAGAUCCUACAAGUUAUGGUUGGUCAUAUCCAUUAGCAAAAAAAAUUACUGCUUUAUAUCAGAUACUGAAUACAAAAAAUACUACAGCAUUACGUCUUAUUAGUUUUUAUAAAAGAUUAUUGGAAUUUGAUGCUUUAAAUGAAAUUGAUAAAGUAAAUCUUGUAAAAAAUAAUUUACCUUUCAUUUUCUUUUUUCAUGCUUCUCUUGGAUAUGAUCCAUUUAAUGAUAUUUAUCAUGAAGGUAUUCCUUCAAAUGAUACUCUUCUGUAUGGCAGUGAUAUUCGUGAAGCACAUGGACAUGAUAUUCAUAUACGUUGUACUUUAAUAAUGCGUUCAUUACAUUCAAUUGUUCAACUAGAUAGACGAAUCAUGCAAUUAACAUUUGUUAUAUUACUUUUUUCAGAAGGCCUUUCAAAUUUGAUAAACUGUCAAGAACCAUGUUUAAAUAAUUAUCGACAAGUAUUUCAUGCACAAAAUACUUAUGUUGAACAAUUAUGGAUAUUUUUGGAACAACAUUAUGGAUUAACUCAAACUAUUAGAAUUUUCACAACACUAAUCAGUAAAUGUUUAUUAAUUCAAGCACUUUUUCGUGAUAUUCAACAAGAUAUUAAUGAAAAAAUAGAUAUAUGUCAAGUACCACCUAUCAUGCGGACUCUUAUGCAUCUCUCAUAA